AUAAUCACGGAUCUAUUUAACUGAUUUUAUUUUAUGACGUUAUAAUUUGUGUUGUCUCAAACUCCCAAUUACGUUCAAUUAAUUGAAUGCGUUCAAAUUGUUUAAAAAAUUGAAAAAGUUUCUGCGCGCACUACAGCAAAAUGGAUUUUAAGUUAUUCAAAUCUUCCCAUCAUUUAUUAGAUCCUUCACGUGUUUUGAAGAAUAACGUUUAUUUUCCCAACAUGUGUCACGUUUGUCGCUGUUUCGGCGAAAAAGCAGUGAAUCUAAAACGUUGUGGUGCUUGUGGAAUACUUUCAUACUGUGGUCCAGAGCACCAAAAACAAGACUGGCCUUCUCAUAAACAAUUUUGUAAAGCAGUAUCUAAACUUAAAAAGAAUUGGAAUGUCAGCAGUAUAUUUGAACAUCUAAAAAGUUCAAUGGCCAAAAUGCCUUUAAAAAAUAUUGAAAAUGUUCCCGAUAAAUUGAAUUAUUAUAAUUCAAUGUUUAGUUUACAAGAAUGUUUAAAAACAGCAAUUUCUUUAACACUUCAACGUGAUUUAGAGGAAAUUGAAAAACAAAUGAUUUCAUUUCCUAGAGUUUGUGCCGUUUGUUUUGAAGCUAAAUCGGAACUUUUGAUAAAUUGCAAAAAAUGUCCACAAGCGAGUUUCUGCAAGGAACAUGUGAAUGAUCCAAAUCACGAGAGUGAAUGCAUUAAAAUCUUAUCGUUCUUUACAACAAUCAGGAACAGUAUUAUGCCUAAUGAUAUAAAAAAUUGUUUAAAUUCUACCUAUCAACCAAAAAUUAAGAAAUUACCCUCGACAACAUUACAAUAUAUCGAAACACGUUUACUAGCAGAUUUAAGAAAUAAAAAUAAAUUUUCUAAAGAAUUAGAAUUUCUUUGUACUUCGUAUUUAUCAGAAUUUGCAUCACGACAACUUACAUUAAUUACGAUCAUUGAAAAAUUGAAACUUAAUGCAAAAAAGUCAUUGGUAAUUCAUUUAAUUGGAGCAAAUAUCGAGGAACAAUUGAUCUACGACUGGGAAAUGAUAUUACACUAUUUACCGGAAAUAAGUGAACUUAAUUUGAUUUUCAUUGGACCGGAAAUAAUGUCCGAGACUAAAAAGAAGAAUGUUUGUAAACAAUGUAAUAAAAAUAAACGAAAAUUACUAAUUGAGCCAAAGAAAAUUUUAUAUGAUAAAUACAUCAGCGAUGUGACUUUCAAGAAACCUGAUAUCAUUGCUUGUUUCAAUGCUGGUUUUCAUCUUUUUUCUGAUUGGAAUAGUACAAUUCCAAUUUUUAAUAAAGCACAAUGCCCGUUAUUAAUAACGGCAGUAAGCAAACCUGAAGGAUUAAUAAACAAAGAUAUUAUUGAUCAAACAUUCCCAUUGGCAAAAUGUAUUUAUAAUGAUUACAAUCCAUAUACAAGUCAUUUUUAUCUUCGAAGAAAUGUUAUUGUUCCUGUUGAAUGUAAAAAUCAAUUCAUGAUUCUCUACGAAUAUCUUGAGACGAAAACUGAAUUCAAUUGAUAUGUUUGUUUAUCAACAAUUGUCUCUCAUUAUAUAUUGAAGAUUUAUAUGCAAUCUUCAAUUAUGACAAUUGAAAACAGUGACUUGAGAACUUUUGGAAAUAUUCUUUCAAGAGUAAACUUUUUUUAGAAGUAAUGGAUUCAUUAAUUUUUCAAUAUUUUGUUUCGCAUCAGCCUUUAAAAGGUUUAAAAACGUUUUACCAUUCGUUAACUGUUGUAUUAUCAAAAAAAAACUUUACCGUUUACUAUUGUUAAUAACGCUAAUGUAUAACAUAAAAAAAAUUUUAUUUCAAAGAAAUAAUUGUUAUUUUCAUGUGUCAAUUUAAUUUGUUGACAAACUGUAGACUUACAAUACAAAUAAAAAUUUUCUAAUAAUAAA
Messenger RNA from Leptopilina boulardi, 1883 nucleotides. RefSeq lists its product as uncharacterized. The record is from RefSeq and is a predicted model, not a curated record. Gene Ontology annotation, cellular component: extrinsic component of mitochondrial inner membrane. Bases 141 to 1505 code for a protein of 454 amino acids. NCBI's taxonomy places the organism in Eukaryota, Metazoa, Arthropoda, Insecta, Hymenoptera, Figitidae. The transcript has 2 exons.